AUGGAGGCGACUAGUGAUACGACAAAAAUCCUGGAGAAGGGUCCCGAAUACCUUCGAAAGCAAAUGGAACUGGAGAGUGAGACGAAAGGACGCUUGAGUGCUGUGGAGAGGCUCGCCGCCAGCAAACCCAAAUACGUCAAAAGCCAACAGGUGGUCAACACAAGCCAGGAGCCGGCCAUCAGUCUCGGAUCUGCUUCUGUGAGUAGCGCUGGGUUUUCUAACCAAAGCUCGGCUCUUGCCACAGUGAGCAACUCAACAGAGCAUACAGGUGCUGCACAAACGUGCUCACCGGGGCAGGCACGGCGCUCCAGCUCCAAAAAACGUCCAGACUCACUUUUACUUUACAGACAGAAGUGUGAGCUACUGAGAGGGUCAGCGAACGAUCGUAAACACCACAUAACUCGUAAACUGCUGCUUAACUCUGUGAAUAAAAAUGCUCCGCUAACUGAGGCCACGGAUACAGAAUGCGAGUCUCAGGGCAACGGGGAACAAAAACCCACACCUGAGGGAGCAGCAAAGGAAUGCAGCUCAAGUGUAGCUGCCCCUCAGUCGGAGAGGAGGUGGAAUGGAAGCACCAAGAGCAGUGGUUCUGGGAUGAAGCCGACAGCUAAUCCAUCCAGUGGCCUCCUCAAAGUUCCCGAGAUCGAAAGGAGGCCCGGCAAAGGUGUCAGUCGUUCUCACUCUGACAUCAGCUCCAGGUACUCCAAAAACUUUGCAGACUUUGACUCUUUUUUCAAGUACUGUGGGCUGGGCGGGGAGGUCAUCGAGUCUUUGGGGAGGGAGAACUUCUCUGCCCGAUCGGAUGAAAUUGCAAUAAACAUUCGGAGUGCCAGCGUGUCCACGUCGGAUGAUGGCUUCUCCAGGAACAGCGGUGACAGCAUCGGGCUACUGGAGGAUGAUUUACGGCAAAAGAUACGCCAGCGUACCUCAGUUAUUGAGCGCAAUGCACGGAUUAUCAAGUGGCUGUACAGCUGCAAAAACGCUUCAGAGACUGGAAAAAAGUUACGAGACCUCGAUUGACUACUUUUUGUUUUUCUACAGAAGAAAUGCUUUCCAUGUGUAUACAAGAUGUUUUUGUUUUAAAGAAGCUAGAGGUAAUUUUACACUUUUGGUUGUGAAGAACGUUCACUUCUGGCCUCACAUGUCUACUGUACUUCAAGUGCUGUCUACUGUGGUGCACAUGUCUGUUACAGGCUACGUGUGCAUGUGUACCAACAUGUCUGUGUCUACCUUUGUGCAAACUUAGUGUUUUUGCUUCUGUUCAAACUUGUAGAAGACUACCUGGAGGUGUUUUGUGUCCAAAUACACCCUCACAAACCACAUGGACACAAAAAUGUUGUUUCUGCAUUUUGAAAAUUGAUAUAAUUAUAGCUUUAUCUCAUCAUUAACUACAGAUGUUACAUUGUUCAAACCAGAAUUGCAAGUCAGAAUGCAGUUCUGUGUUGGAUGUGGUCAAGCCUGCAUGUAUGUGUACUUGAAGAUGCACACGACGACACACACAUCUAAAAGAAAUAUCCAAUAGAAUGCAGGAGCAUACAGCUUAAAG
This is a messenger RNA of Stegastes partitus (bicolor damselfish), 1546 nucleotides long. It is a transcript of the gene fam110c, whose product is annotated as family with sequence similarity 110 member C. The transcript has a single exon. The record is from RefSeq and is a predicted model, not a curated record. Bases 1 to 1020 code for a protein of 339 amino acids. Lineage: Eukaryota; Metazoa; Chordata; Actinopteri; Pomacentridae.